Messenger RNA from Rhagoletis zephyria (snowberry fruit fly), 8673 nucleotides. Lineage: Eukaryota; Metazoa; Arthropoda; Insecta; Diptera; Tephritidae. The record is from RefSeq and is a predicted model, not a curated record.
AUGGCCAAUCAAAAGCCUGUGGAGUGGGUCUCCUCACUCCUCGGCCGUUUCGAAGAGCAGCUGCCUUACCGAAGCGGCCCUCAAACGGGCCAUGGCCGACUUAACAUCGAGCAGAUAAAGGAGACUCUAAUAAACAUAAGCAAAUUCAAGUUUUCUCUCGUCAUUUCGGGUUUAACUAAAAUUUUAAAAGCAGUUAACGACAUGGUAAUUAAGCAUUUUCAUGAGUUCGAGCGGAACUUCUACGAAUCGCAACUCUUGCUCCUAGACACCUUGGAGAAGUGCCUGAAUAUUCAGCCAAAAGAGACGACGCGCUAUGAUGAAGCGAUGAAUGUCAAGGCACUUCUCAAGGAACUUUGCCAUUUUAUCGAUUCUCCUAAUGACAAUGUGAUGCAAACACAGCUGAAAGUACUCGCUUCUAAAGUAUUAUUUGCCUUGAGUUGUAACAACUUCAAUGCCGUCUUCAGUAGAAUAUCUUCUAGACUUCAAGAGCUAUCAAACUCAAGCGAUGAGAACAUGGACGUGACUGAUAUCGAGCUGAUUCAAUAUAUUAACGUUGACCUGAGCAGAUUACUAAAGCUGUUGAUUGAAAUCAACCUCAAGUUUAAGAGUCUAAAGAAGAAUACGCACUACAUUUUGCUGGGCAACGUGGAGAAAGCCAUUUGGAACUGGAUCGAGGCGUACCCGAAUGAGUUCCUCGAGCUGCAGACUGGCAAGCCCAACGACGAGCUCUGUGACUGCUGUGAUAAACUUUUUGAGCAGCUGGACGUCUACGCGGAGAACAACAACAAACGCAAGUCAUACGUGUGGUCCAUUCAGAUCAUGCUGCUGCUGCUCUGUCCGAAGAUCCUCGAGGAGAUCGUCAACGCCGAGGCGGGCGCCCCUUUCUCGCAGAAGCACAUUCGCAAGCGCAACUUCAUCGACAGCGUCAAGAAAGCCCUCAUUCCGCACAGCUCCAGCAAACAGCUCACCGAGGCGGCCGCCGUGACCUGCGUCAAGCUCUGCAAGGCUUCCACCUACAUCAACAACAAGGACAGCAACAACUUUCUCUUCAAGCUGGUCAACUCGGUGAUGACAGACCUGAAACUGCUGCUCUUUCACUCCAAACCGUUCAUUCGCAAUCCCUCGAACAUUACACACGACGUCGAGCUCAUGAUCGAGUGCUUUGUCUCCAUCUUCCGCAUCACUCCUCACGGCAACAAUGAAGCCCUCAAGGUUUGCCUGAACCCGAAUUCCCCUUCAGUGUACCACUACGUCCUGGUGUGUUCCCUCUUUCGAAUCAUCACCCAGCCCCGUCUCUCCUGGUGGCCUAAAAUCGACUACAUCUACAGCAAGUCCUCCGAGCUUCGUAUCAUGUUCACUGAUACGUUGAUCAAGGCCACCCAAGGCUGCAUCUCUCACACGCCCCUUCGGAUGAUUCAGAGCUUUACGUUAAAGGAGAAGGUGCCCGCGCUGAAGUUCAAGGACAAGUCAACGGAGGAGGGCCUGAGCUACAAAAACCUGCUCCUGUGGAUGGUGCGCCUGAUUCACGUGAAUCCCAUUCUGAUGCUGAACAACCAGGGAAAGGCUGGCCACGAGACGCAGAGCAACACACUGGAGCUGAUCAACGGACUGGUGUCACUCGUGCACCAGUCUUCAAUGCCGGACAUUGCGCAGGAGGCGAUGGAAGCGCUGCUCGUUCUUCACCGACCGGAAAACAUUGAGAAGUGGAAUCCGGAUGCGCCCAUCAACACCUUCUGGGACGUCUCCUCGCAGGUGCUCUUUUCCAUCUCGCAGAAGCUGAUUCAACACCAGAUUGUCAACUACACGGAGAUUCUCAAGUGGCUGCGUGAGGUGCUGAAGCAGCGGAACGUCUUCCUCAUUCGCCACAAAGAGUACGCCAACCUGGGCAGCAAUGUGGCCAUCUGCAAGCAGGCGCACAUCAAACUGGAGGUCGUCCUCUUCAUGUACCUCUGGUCGGUGGACAUUGAGUGCGUCCUGGUGGCCAUGUCCUGCUUUGCCCUACUAGCCGAAGAGGCGGACAUUCGCUACGGCCAGGACGACCUGACGGCCACCUACCUUCUGCCCAACUACCACGUGUACUUUGAGCUGGCCAACUCCAGCACCAUUCUGACGACUGGCCGCGCUGCGUUGCAAAAGCGAAUCAACUCGAUGCUUCGAAAGAUUGAAAACUGCACCAAUGGCUGCUCUCAGGCGUGGGAGGACACCUUCAUGAACUGGGAUGCCACCACAAAGUUCCUAGUCAACUUUCCGAAGAGCAAACUGGACAGCUCCGAGCAGCUGGACGCCUUUCACCGGAGUGUCUCCAAACGACGAGCCUCCCACCAGAGCACUGAGCACGAGCUUGAGGAUCAGUUUAACGAGUGGGCCAACAUGACCGGUUUCCUCUGCGCCAUCGGCGGCGUUUGCCUGCAAAAGAAAGCCAACGGCAAGUCGGCCUUUUCAAUGACGCCCGAGCAGACGCGCAAGAACAUGGUCCUCUCUACAGUCCAUGACUCGAUGUACUGUCCGGUGACGCAGUUUGUUGGGCAGAUUCUCAAGCUGCUCGUCUGCCACAACGAAAAGUUUGGCACGCAAAUUCAAAAGCACGUCAAAGACACACUGGCCCACGAGAUGAGCCCUCUGCUCUACCCGAUUCUAUUUGAUCAAAUCAAGGUGCUGGUGGAAAAGUUCUUUGACUCCAAUGGACAGGUGAUGCUCAAUGAGACGAGUACGCAGUUCAUUGAGCACAUCAUCUUCAUCAUGAAGAGCAUCUUUGAGAACAAGUCCGAUCACACCACCGAGAACCUGGGCCAGACGACGAGCAUUGAGCCGAUCAUGUUGGCCAUCGUUCGCUACGUGCGCCACCUCGACUCCAACAACAACCACUACGUGCACAUCAAGAACAAGGUGUGCCAGCUGGUAGAGGCGAUGAUGGGUCGCCGGGAUGACCUCUCCUUUCGACAGGAGAUGAAGUUUCGGAACAAACUGGUGGAGUACCUCACCGACUGGGUCAUGGGCAACUCGCACCAGAUGCAGCCCACCGUCUACACCGACCUCACCUCGCUACUUCGGGAUCUCGAUCAGUCGUGCAUGCAGGCAGUGGCAGCCCUUCUGCUCGGCCUGCCACUGCAGCCCGAGGAGAGCGAUCGCGGCGAUCUGAUGGAGGCCAAGAGUCAGCUCUUUCUAAAGUACUUUUCCCUUUUCAUGAAUCUGCUAAAUGAAUGCAGUGAAGUGCUGAGCGUGGCCACCACCGGCGACGACACCGUGUCCCUUUCUUCGGUGCCCGAGCCCAGCAACCGAUGUUCGACCACCUCGAGAAUGUCGGCGAAACUGGGCGAGCUGAGAACGUACACCAUUCAGGCGAUGUCCAAUCUGCUCAGUGCGAACAUCGACUCCGGCCUGAUGCACUCCAUCGGACUGGGCUACCACAAAGAUCUGCAGACGAGGGCGGCCUUCAUUGAGGUGCUCACCAAGAUCCUCCAGCAGGGCACUGAGUUUGACAUGCUGGCGGAGACGGUGCUGGCUGAUCGAUACGAACAGCUGGUGCAACUGGUCACCAUGCAGGGCGACAAGUCAGAGCUGCCCAUCGCCAUGGCGCUGGCCACCGUCGUCGUGACGCCGCAGAUGGACGAGCUGUCUCGCGUCUUUGUGACCCUCUUUGAUUCAAAACACAUGCUGUCCUCCCUCCUCUGGAACAUGUUUUACAAGGAAGUGGAGGUCUCAGACUGCAUGACCACGCUCUUUCGAGGCAACAGUCUGGGCAGUAAGAUAAUGGCCUUCUGCUUCAAAGUGUACGGCAACUCCUACUUGAAGAACCUUCUUGAGCCACUCAUCAAACCGCUGAUUGACUCGCCAUCACACAUUAGCUACGAGGUAGAUGCGGCUCGUUUCGAGACGAACGAUGACAUUGAGGUGAACCGUCGAAACCUACUCGCACUCACACAAAAGAUCUUCAACGCCAUCGUCAGCUCAGGCGACAGCUUUCCCUUUCAGCUGCGAGUGAUGUGCAACUGUCUGUACCAGGUGCUCAUCAAGCGCUUUCCCACCUACCCGCUGAACAUAAGCGCCGUGGGCACUGUCGUCUUUCUGCGCUUCAUCAACCCCGUCAUCGUGUCGCCCUUUGAGAUGGGCAUCGUCGAGAAGCAGCCACCACCGCGAAUUAAACGAGGCCUCAUGCUGGUGUCGAAGAUUCUGCAGAACAUUGCCAACCACGUGGAGUUCAGCAAGGAGCAGCACAUGCUCUGCUUCAAUGACUUUCUGCGCUCCAACUUUGACGCCGGCAGACGGUGGGUGACGCAGAUCAUCUCCGAGUUGGAUGCGAUUGAGCUGCAGGCCAACCACAACAUCUCCUUCAUCAGCGACGCCAAUGUGCACACCCUGCACCGGCUGCUGUGGAAUCAUCAGGAGAAGAUCGGCGACUACCUCUCCAGCUCGCGGGACAACAAGGCCAUGGGCAGGCGGCCCUUCGACAAGAUGGCCACCCUGCUGGCCUACCUUGGACCGCCAGAGCACAAGGCGAUCAGUGAUUCGCAGUGGAACUCAAUGGAGAUGACCAGUACAAAGUUUGAGGAGAUUAUGGCCAAGCACAACAUGCACGACAAGGACGAGUUCAAGUCCAUUAAAACACUCAACAUUUUCUACCACGCGGGAACAUCCAAGGCCGGCCAUCCGGUGUUCUACUACAUUGCUCGUCGCUACAAAAUCGGCGAAACCAAUGGCGAUCUGCUGAUUUACCAUGUCAUCCUCACUCUGAAGCCCUUCUGUCACUCGCCAUUUGAGGUGGUCAUCGACUUUACUCACACUAAUUCUGACUGUCGAUUUAGGACUGAAUUUUUGCAAAAAUGGUUUGUCGUUUUGCCCGAAAUUGCUUACGAAAAAAUAGUCUCAACGUACAUUUACAACUGCAAUUCAUGGGUGCGAGAAUACUCAAAGUUCCACGAGCGUCUGAUGCUUCGACUGAAGGGUAGCAGAAAGCUCAUCUUCGUAGAGUCGGCCAUAAAGUUGAGUGAGUACAUUGACAUUGAACAGCAACGCCUGCCCGGAGCUACGUUGGCACUGGAAGAGGAUCUGAAGGUUUUCAACAAUGCUCUAAAGCUGUCGCACAAGGACACAAAAGUGUCCAUCAAAGUGGGGCCGACGGCCAUUCAGAUCACCGCCGCUGAAAAGACCAAAGUUUUAGGAAUUCCGGUGCUGCUGAACGACGUCUACUAUGCGUCAGAAAUUGAAGAGGUGUGCCUGGUGGAUGACAACCAAUUCACGUUGACCAUUGCCAAUGAGAACACGCCUCUGUCCUUCAUUCACAACGACUGUGAUAGCAUUGUGCAAGCCAUCAUUCACAUACGAACUCGUUGGGAGCUCUCUCAACCGGACACGGUCACAGUGCACACCAAAAUCAGACCUAAAGACGUACCGGGAACGCUGCUCAACAUGGCCCUCCUCAAUUUGGGCAGUGCUGAUCCGAACCUGCGCACAGCUGCCUACAAUCUGCUCUGUGCACUUACGGGAACGUUUGACCUGAAGAUCGACGGGCAGCUGCUUGAGACUGCCGGGCUCUGUAUUCCAUCAAACAAUACCAUUUUCAUCAAGCAGAUCAGCGAGAAGCUCGCCUUGAAUGCCUCCCAUCUGACGCUGGAGUUUCUAGAGGAGUGCAUUCAGGGUUUUCGCUCAUCAAACAUUGAGCUAAAGCACUUGUGUCUGGAGUACAUGACUUCGUGGCUUCCCAAUUUGACCCGCUUCUGCAAACAAACAGACGAUAACAAGCGCCAACGAGUGGCCACCAUUUUGGACAAACUAAUCACUCUGACGAUUGAAGAAGUGGAAAUGUACCCGUCCAUUCAGGCGAAGAUAUGGGGCAACAUUGGACAAAUUUCCGAUCUGCUUGACCUCACACUGGACAGCUUCAUUAAACGAUCAGUCACCAGUGGACUGGGCAGUAACCAGGCGGAAACUAUGGCUGACACUGCUGUCGCCCUCGCCUCAGCAAAUGUUCAGCUCGUGGCAAUGAAGGUCAUCAGUCGCCUUUGUCGCGUCAUUGAGAAGACCUGCACCUCACCUACCUCAACGUUGGAGGCGCAUCUAAUGUGGGACGAUAUCGCCACCCUGAGCCGCUAUCUCCUGAUGCUCUCCUUCAACAACUGUCUCGAUGUGGCCAACCACCUGCCGUACCUCUUUCACAUAGUCACCCUGCUGGUGCACAUCGGACCGAUCUCCCUGCGUGCCUCCAUCCACGGUCUAGUCAUCAACAUCAUUCACUCGCUGUGCACCUGCACGAAGCCCUCAUUCAGCGGCGAGACGCAGCGCGUCCUUCGCCUCAGUCUCGACGAGUUCAGCCUCUCCAAGUUCUACCUGCUCUUCGGCAUCAGUGACGUCAAGUCGGCGGCGGUCAUCGCCUUUCGCACCGUGCCCUCCACCAGCUGGGGCGGCGGUGGCAGCAGCAGCACCAGCCACCACCACCACGAGCCGAAGCUGCCCCUGAGCUCGCUGGAGACCAUCACCGACGCACUGCUGGAGAUCAUGGAGGCCUGCAUGAAGAACAUUCCCGACUGUGACUGGCUGCAGAGGUGGACGGAGAUGGCGAGGUCGUUUGCCUUCCGCUACAACCCCGCCCUGCAGCCUCGCUCCAUCAUCGUCUUCGGGUGCAUCUCAAAGUCCAUUUCCGACUUUGAGAUCAUUCAGCUGCUGCGCAUUCUCGUGAAGGCGCUUGAGUCGUUUCAAGAUCUGCAGCUAAUCGAGUCGAUCAUCGUCUGUCUGACCAGACUGCAGCCACUGCUCACCUCCGAGUCGCCCAUUCACCGAGCCCUCUUCUGGGUGGCCAUUUCCGUGCUUCAGCUUGAUGAGACCUCGCUGUACGCGUCCGGUCUGGCGCUACUUGAACAGAACCUACAUACUCUCGAUUCCUUUGGCACUUUUGAGAGUAACACCCUGAAGAAUGUGAUGAUGACCACUCGUGAGCCAUUGGAGUGGCACUUUAAGCAGCUCGACCACUCAGUGGGUCUUAGUUUCAUGUCAAACUUUCAUUGUGCCCUCGUGGGCCACCUCAUCAAGGGCUUCCGGCACACCACGCCGACUACCGUCUCCCGAACGACGCGUGUUUUGAACAUGCUGCUGGAAAUCGUAGCAAAGCCGCACAAGCGGGACAAGUUCGAAGUGAACCUCGAGUCAGCCCCCUACCUCAGCGCAUUGAUCUCCGUUUCUGAAGAAGUACAAAGUCGCGUUCACUUGCGACACAAAGUCAGUCGAAACUUUCUCGAUCGAACCUCCUCAAAGACCUUUCAGAAUGAGGUGCCCACCCCGGCGCCGGUUCCCCUGCCGAAUGGCGUCGUCACAAAGAGCUACAGCAACCCCGUCGGAGUGACGGGCAAUGUCCUGCCGACCCAGUCACCCACGCCUCUGCCCACUCCCUCGACACUGAUGAACCUACCUCUGAGCAGCUACAUCACCCAGAACCACCAGGUGUCCUUCUCGGCGAACUACCAGAUCUACCCCAACUACGUGUCGUCGCACUCUAACACGCCCACCAGCGGAAAGCAAAAGUCCAUUGACUCUAACUUCUACCUGCCAGUGUCCAGCAUGAAGGGCGGCAAGUCUCCGCUGAAGCCACACUUCUCCAACCAGAUAAGCACCGCCUACCAGACGAGCACCUCCAUCAGCACCUCGGAGGAGGACAAACACUGGAAGAGUCUGGACAUUGACUCCUCCACCAACAACUACCGGCCACUGUACCGCACCCAGAGGAGUAGCUCCAUGCCCACGCCAAAAACACUGCACAAGACGGGAGAGAGCUUUGGGACGAACAGUAAAGCUGAUACUGCCGAUGGCAAAGAGAAGCCCUACAAUGGCGGAGAUGAAGAUGGCAAACAACAACCGCAGCAACCGCCGCCGCAGGCACCCGUUACCGCUACCUUGCCUGUUUCCACGCUUGCAACCACUACGGGUAAACUGGAGAAGCAAGAAAGCAAGUCAAUUCAGAGCAAGAAGCAGUCUCGGCUGUCAGUGUCCAAUGAGAACAACAUUUUACUCGACCCUGAAGUGCUGUCGGACUUUCAGAACCAGGCUUUGAUUCUCACCAUUUUGGCUACGCUGGUGCGAAACACCACCGAUGAGGCGGAAAUACGCAUUCUCUAUGAGUAUCUGGCUGAAGCUUCGGUCGUCUUUCCAAAGGUUUUCCCCGUCAUUCACUCACUUCUGGACGCUAAAAUUACCAACGUGCUCUCGUUGUGCCAUGAUAAGGUUAUCUUGAGUGCAGUUCAGUGCAUCAUCCACAACAUGGUCCUCUGCAAUGAAGAGCCACAGCAGCAGUCACACUGCUUACAAACAUUUGGUUUUGGCGGUCUCUGGCGCUUCGCCGGCCCAUUCUCAAAGAACCCUGAAUCGAAUCUCGACAAUGCAGAACUGUUUGUCAACUGCCUGGAGGCAAUGGUGGAGACGUGCCUCUCCGUGGACGACACUGAAAUGCACGACUUUGAGUUUCCCUGCAGCACCCUCUCAGUGUCCUCGACCAUGAAUCUCAGCUCGUCAAUGUCUUCGCUGAUUCUCGGAUCACCCAACGACAAGGACAAUUUUUCCACCUGUGAAAGUCUCAAGAAUCUCUCCAUCUCGGCGCUGAACACCAACUGCGAAGGAAAGCGCAACUCGAUCACCCAGAGCUCCAUCAUCAAGCAGAGAAGUCUCAAGUUUAAAGCGGCCAAAAAGUGA